This is a messenger RNA of Cooperia oncophora, 897 nucleotides long. Lineage: Eukaryota; Metazoa; Nematoda; Chromadorea; Rhabditida; Trichostrongylidae. The record is from the annotation of a GenBank genome assembly.
AUGGAAAAUGGAGUUUGUAAUGGACGUAUAGACGCACUUCUUCGGAAGUGCUUUCCCGAUGUGAAGGAUUUUGAUCAGUCCGUCAGCUAUAGCCUCGCCCUUCAAACGAAUAAGAAGAGUUUCUGGUCAAUAAUCGCUCGCGUGUUUUUCCAGUGGAAUGAUGAAAAACUCUCAUCAAAAUAUCCAACAUCUGCUUUUGUCAAGAUUCCUCACAUCUCUCAAAACGUCAAGAAUCUCGACAAGACUGGACAGGAGGAUAACUCCGCUGACGCUGAAGUUCUUCGCAAAUUAACUGAGUUCGAGGUAUCAUGGUAUGAACGUUAUGGGAACGACUCAAUACCAUAUUUUCCAAUUCCAAAAUUCUACGCCGCCGAAAAGGUUACUGUACCGGAGACUGGCAUCAUUAUUAUGGAAGAUUUGAGUGAACGUGUGAAAGCUAUGGACUUUAUUCCAGGAUUUUCGUUCGAUCAGAUCGAAAGACUAAUGGACGCUCUGGCCGGGUUUCAUUACCACUUCAUAUCGAAGAAGGACCAGUCAUGGGUUGACGAAUUCGACCGUGCCUCCGAGGUUGAUACGGACUUCCAAAACCUACAGUACGAAUCUGCGCUCAAUUCGAAAAAACAUUUGUCCCAGUUCCUGAAGCGAUAUCACGACACCCUCACGCGGCUAUUCAAUGGGAAUCCACCUUAUACUCUCGAUAAGGUAUAUGAGGCUUAUGAUCGGAUCUUCCUGUACGCUUGCAAUUUCGCAUUAUUUGGUCUAUCGGUCUAUCACGAUAUGUGUGAAGACUUGGAGAAAGAUGAAGUGAAAAGAGCCAAAUUUCGAAACGAACUUGUUGAUCGAGCUUACGGAGCCGUACUGGAUGCUGGACGAUUACUUUCCCAGCAGAGAAAUUGA